AUGACAAAGCCUGCGCACGCAGCUUUCCAGGUUUUCCUCUCUGUUUUUUCGUUAUUUUUACGGAUCUACAACUAUCUAGACGCGCCCAUCCCUCUCGCAUCCCUCUCGCUUUACCGCAGUGGCAUUGGAUGGCGCUUUCCUCUUUGCUUCGGCAUCGAACUACAGGGUGCCACCCACGCUUCCUUUAUCACCACCGUGCAAGAUUGUCCGCAACGACAUUUCUGCUUGCUUUCACAAAGAAAACAAUCAAUCAUGAGCAGCAAGGAUCAGACGGACUCUUUGCUUCGCAUUGUUUCGAACAAAUGUCGAAACCUACGAAAGGCGAUCGACCGCGCUCGAACACAAGAGGCUGCUGAGAAGAGAGGAGACCAGCUUAAUGACGAACAACGCGAAUCUGUACGUGGCCUGGGUCGUAAGGAGGCUCUUCUUGUCGAGCUCCAAGAGAUCCUGAAGAAGCAAACCGCCGUUCUGGAGCCGCAACAACCUGAGACCAAACAAAGCCGUCGUGCGAAGAAAGCUGCAAGGGCCAAAGCUCGUGAGGGAAAGGGUUCUUCAAAGAGCAUAUCCGAGAAAAGCAGUGAGGAAGGAGAAAGAAGCGAAAAAGUCCCCGAGGCCGAAUCAGGGGCAAGGCCAGACGGUAGCGAGACCGCUCAUCCGAAUGGCAAUGGAAAUCCAGCAGGAAAAGGCGAACCUUCUGCGGAUGAAGCACGCAAAGCGGAGCGCGGCGCGGAACAGUUAGCCGAGCUCGAAAUAUUACGGAAGCAGUCGGAGGAAAUGUCGAAGGAAAGAGACGCCCUCUUAAAGGAGAUGGCUGAGCUUAAGCUCAGCCAUGAACACCAAUUGGCGCAAGACAAGAAGAAGGCUAUAGCAAGCACUUUAAAUCUAUUUCAUGUUGCGGAUUUUCUGCGUCAGCCAGGCUCUCGGGAAGCCCUCCUCAGCUACUACGCAACACCGGAGGGCAAGACGUCGCCUCUAGUGUUGAAUGGUUUGCAUCUUGACCCCGUGUGCUACUUCAACGUCAUGCUCACGUCCCCAAACGGCAAUGUACCACACCCCGAAGCAGUUGACGUUUCCACUGCUCACUGUUUGGAAUACUUGCAAGGAUCCACGACAGAUGCGUUCAUUGGCACAUCGUAUGCGGCAUUGGUGGAAAUUGUUGACACGAUAGCCUCUUGUCCAAUUCUUACUGACCGCGGAGUACCACCAGAAGAAGUAAAGCAACGUAAUCGAGGAGGGCGCAACAGGAACAGGUCCAAGAGCGGACCUCAAUCCUCUCCAGAGAGUGGGGCUAUCCAGCCGAGUCCGAUUGUUGACAAUCCCGUUGCCGAUCGCAAUGUGCCCUAG
Messenger RNA from Chondrus crispus (carragheen), 1344 nucleotides. RefSeq lists its product as hypothetical. The transcript has a single exon. The record is from RefSeq and is a predicted model, not a curated record. The coding region runs from base 1 to 1344 and encodes 447 amino acids. NCBI's taxonomy places the organism in Eukaryota, Rhodophyta, Florideophyceae, Gigartinales, Gigartinaceae.